Coniophora puteana RWD-64-598 SS2 is the source of this 834-nucleotide messenger RNA. RefSeq names its product ER lumen protein retaining receptor. Gene Ontology annotation, biological process: endoplasmic reticulum to Golgi vesicle-mediated transport; protein retention in ER lumen. The transcript has 6 exons. Gene Ontology annotation, molecular function: ER lumen protein retrieval receptor activity. The record is from RefSeq and is a predicted model, not a curated record. Lineage: Eukaryota; Fungi; Basidiomycota; Agaricomycetes; Boletales; Coniophoraceae. Gene Ontology annotation, cellular component: cis-Golgi network; endoplasmic reticulum; membrane. The coding region runs from base 102 to 740 and encodes 212 amino acids.
CCCCACCACGCCCAAACUUCAACGUUCCACGGCUGCCCACUCGCCCGCAGCUCGAGAAAGAAGUGUUGUUGGGAGUUACGAGUCAGCUUGCAGAGUAGGCCAUGAAUCUCUUCCGUCUUUUGGGAGACCUGUCCCAUUUGGCUUCCAUCUUCAUUCUCAUCCACAAGAUACAGACGACAAGGUCGUGCAGAGGCAUAUCCUUCCAGACUCAAGCCCUGUAUGUUACAGUAUUCGUCGCGCGUUAUAUCGACCUGUUCUUCCGAUGGAUAUCCCUGUACAAUUUUUUCAUGAAGAUCUUCUUCAUCGCUAGUAGCGUGUACAUCCUCUACCUCAUGAAGUACCGUUACCGACCCACGCACGACCCCUCUAUUGACACCUUCAAAGUCGAAUACCUGGUCGGCCCGGCCGUUGUUCUCUCGCUCAUCUUCAACUACAAGUUCGAGUUCACCGAGAUUCUGUGGACGUUCUCGAUAUAUCUCGAGGCCGUCGCGAUCCUGCCCCAGCUCUUCAUGUUGCAGCGCACUGGAGAGGCUGAGACCAUUACGACACAUUACCUCGCUGCGUUGGGCGCGUACAGAGCUUUAUACAUCCCCAACUGGAUUUAUAGAUAUUUCACGGAAGACGUCGUCGACCCCAUCGCUAUCGUUGCUGGUCUCGUGCAGACGGGUCUUUACCUCGAUUUCUUCUACGUUUACUUUACAAAAGUGUUGCAGGGACAGAAGUUCGAGCUCCCUGCAUAAUGUCUGGCGUAAUUACGUAUACUUGCCUCAGAGAAGAGUAUUACCGCGUUUUGAACGCGCGCAUGUCUGCAAAUGCACUAAUAAACACUUUGCG